AUUUGGUUGAGAAUUUUUUUCAAACGUUAAUUGUGAUCUAAUUACUUUCUGCUUGUAAUUAAAUUAAUUUGACAAAUUUGAAAUUAGAAAUUUUCUUUCGAUUUAUAAUCUUCUUUUUCUGUUUACCUUUGGUGUUUUCUGAUUUUGUGACAAUUUAGUUGCUUUGUGUCUGAAAUAAAGAAAGAAAAAUCUUUCAUUCUAACCUUUAAUUUAUCUGAAUCAUGUAUGCAAAGGUAUUCAAUAUGGAGACCAUGCAAGUUGGAGAUCACAUUGUGUCUCCUAUGUGCAUACCCACUCAUGCCCCACCAGAUUAUCCAUCGGAUUAUUUUGGAUCAAGAGGAACCAAACCACCGGUAACUUGGUAUCAGGUUGAUGAAAGUCAAGUAAACACAUUGAGAGGAUCAAUUGUCACAUGUCUUUCUGAAGGUAAACCGAUAAACACGCAUCACCUUUAUGCGUAUCUUUGCAGUGUUGGACAAAGGAUGAGUAACACUUCAGAGCGAGAAUGGGUCAGCUUUGGUCAGGUAAUUUGUUCGGCCAAUUCUUCUGCCAGUGUUAAAGAUAUUUUCCAUGUGGAGAAAACGGAAAACAUCUCAAUGGAUGAUGUUAUUGUCGGUGAAAAUAUCACAGUCGAUGAAAGUGAUGAUAUUUGGAUUGUUCUUGCUCUUUUCAUCAUAUGGAAUCUUGAUCGAAUGGGAAACAAACCUGGUAGCUGGAUUGCCAAUCAAGCGGAUGCAAAAUUAUCUGAACGAGUUCCCAGAAAAUUUGUAAUCAAUGUUUACAAAUUGUGGGGUAUUCACCGUAACUGGGGACGAGAUUACAUUCUGUCAAAAUUGGUUGCAGCUUUUGACAUGUAUUUAAAUUACUUUAAUCAAGAUGAGAUGUCAAUUGUCCGAUUUGCCACUGAGGUUUCACGUUACAAGGAUUGUUUAGUCUUAAAGGAUAUUGAUUUUGUUCGAGGAAAAUUGGGAUUAGAGAGCAACGAGCAGUUUUAUGAUUGGAUGUUUGUACCUCCAUUGAAAAUGGAAGCAAAUAGAGUUCGAAAACCAGGACAAGAAUUGGAUAAUCCAUUCAGUUACUCUUUUUAUUUAAGUGAUCUACUCAGGUCAGACAAAGUCCAUAUUCUGCAUCAAUUAACUCACAAAUCCAUGUAUUCGUCAAUCUGAUCGGAGCUGCUCUCAAUAUUCAAAAGUGUUCCAAUCGUAAAAUGUUUGACAAUUUACCUAUCGGAGAUAUAAUGACUAAUGUCGCAUGUGUAAUCUGGGCACUUGGUUCACAUUCGCAUUCCAGUUCGGAUCCAAAUCUACCACCGAUCACUAGGUCCGGAUUAGAGUUCGAACAAUGGUUCAUCGCUCAUAACAACAUGAUACCUUACGAAGUGGCCAACAACCUCGCACUCAAAUUCAGAUCAAACAUGUGCUCUCGUCCUGGUACAAUCGCUGCAUUUGCCAAAGAGCAAUACUCAAGUCUUUAUCCAUAAUUUAAACUUGAAAAAGAAAAAGUAAUUUAAUAAUACAAAUAUAAACUCGAUGGUGUAAAUUAAAUGCUUAAAAUUAACUACAAAGUCAAUGUUUUUACUUCAUCUGAUUGUCUAUGUAAUUUUGUGAUCACUGAUUAACAGUUAUUAUUGUUAAUUUCAAGGUCAUCGGAAAGUUUUUUUUACCAUUAAAUUACCGAGGGAAAUUAAACUAAUUUAAAUCAAUGUUUAACUUGAAAGAAAAACAAAAUAAAAUUUGAUGAAAACAAACAGAA
This is a messenger RNA of Panonychus citri (citrus red mite), 1752 nucleotides long. RefSeq lists its product as uncharacterized. Bases 222 to 1166 code for a protein of 314 amino acids. Lineage: Eukaryota; Metazoa; Arthropoda; Arachnida; Trombidiformes; Tetranychidae. The record is from RefSeq and is a predicted model, not a curated record. The transcript has a single exon.